This is a messenger RNA of Beta vulgaris subsp. vulgaris (sugar beet), 1060 nucleotides long. Its product is annotated as CASP-like protein 1E1. The coding region runs from base 305 to 904 and encodes 199 amino acids. The record is from RefSeq and is a predicted model, not a curated record. The transcript is spliced from 2 exons. NCBI's taxonomy places the organism in Eukaryota, Viridiplantae, Streptophyta, Magnoliopsida, Caryophyllales, Amaranthaceae.
GUGUAUAUCACCAAGUGUCUACAUAUUAUUGUUGUCUAACAUAUAAUGCUUGGUUUCCAUGUCUUUCCAAUUUAAUGCAAACAUAAAAACAGUUGAUCUGUUAUUUUCCCAAUUCAAUUUUUCCAACUGCCACACUGACAGUCCAGCCAACUAAGCUUCGACUUCCCCACUACAGUCCUACAUAUCUAACUAUAUAAUAUAACGACGUUACAACUUCUUUUGUAUACAUUAUGCAACUCAUUAGAGAAAAAACUUGGCACGUACGUAUUUCUUCAAGUUGUUAAAUUUGUAGCUAGCUAGUAUAAUGGAGAUAUCAAAAAAUGAAGGAUUGAAUACUGGAAUGGAGAAAACAAGCAAAGAAAGAAAAGAUGGCGGUGUCGCGACACGGUUUGGGUGGCCGGAGGUGGUGUUAAGGGUUUUGGCCAUGGUGCUAACUUUAACAGCUGCCAUUUUGUUAGGGUUGGAUAAACAAACUAAAUUGGUUUCUGUUACAAUUACUCCUGAUCUUCCAGCUAUCAAUGUGCCUGUUAUUGCUAAAUACCACUAUGCCUCUGCUUAUGUGUACUUCGUGGUGGGUAAUGCCAUUGCUUGUGCAUUCGCGGCCGUGUCACUAGCUCUUACAUUUAUAAGUAAUGGAGGUGGGAAAAUUGUUUCACGUUUGAUGAUCAUUGUUGCGGAUUUGAUGAUGGUAGCAUUGUUGUUUUCCAGCAUUGGAGCAGCAACUGGUAUUGGAUUAAUAGGUAUUAAAGGGAACUCACAUCUACAGUGGCACAAAGUUUGUGAUGUGUUUGGUAGAUUUUGCCACCAAGUAAUGGCUUCUGUUGCUCUUUCUUUAUUGGCAGCAAUUGCAUUUCUCUUGCUGAUAAUUCUCGCAGCUUCAAAGCUUCAAAAGAGAACUUAUUAAGAGAGACUUAAUUUGCUUUUGCUUUGUAUAAGAUUUAAUUUCUAAUGUAUGUUUUCAUCUUCUUGGAUUUAUCAAUGUAAUGUGUAGAUUUUCUUGUUCAUCCAACAUUAUUAUUCACUUUACUUGUAUGGGCGACUUUUGUGAAUUUGUCUUAUA